CCCGGUCGGGUCCAGCCUGUGGCUCGACCUCGAGGUCGGCCUAAGGGUAGUUCGAAUUUGACGCGACUCUUGGCCGAAGCCAAGGAACAUUGUGAUGGUGAGAGGCCCGGCAGUGACGACGCUUUGACCCGACCCAAACGAGGUCCGGGACGACCGCCUCACCCGCGGCCUCAGCCUUCAGCGCCCGCUGAUCCACCCCCUGUUGCUAGUACAAAGUGCUCGGAGUCCCAUUCACCCGCUAAGGUGAUCAAUGGGACCUCGGAAGGAGCCCGCUCUCCUGUGCGGGCCCAUGACCCGGAGGAGAGUUUAGAUUCCGCCGAGGUCACUCCUCGGCGGAAAAACGGUCGUUUGCUGCGUCCUCUGCGGUCCAAGACUAAACCGCAAAUGGUGGAGGAUCUGGUGCCUUCGAAACGCGCCGUUCCGGAUGAGACCGAUCAAAGUAGUGAUGAACCCUUGGUGCCCAUCAACCCUUCCAUUCUGACGGGACCUUCGUUUACUGCUUUGGGCAAUCGUGAGGCUCGUUUAUGUCUGGACAAGUUGGGUGCUAAAUCCCCCUUUGUCAAUGAGACCGGCUCGCCCAUCAAACCCACUCGAGCUUAUCCGAAGGAAUCCAAAAAAGGCGCUUUCAAAGAUGUGAAUGAUAUCAAUGCUCUGCCUGAAACGAAGAAAGAGAUCAGAGAGCGCUUGAAGAGCUUUUCGCAAAUCCGAGAUAAUCAAUUCCUGUGUGAAAGGAAAUUCAACAAACAAUCGAAAGGCAUGGAAUGUGAUUGCACUUUAUCCAAGGAAGAUAUUGCUAAAGGGAGAAAAGGCUGUGGCGACGAUUGUUUGAACCGUUUACUCAUGAUUGAGUGUAGUAAAUCAUGCGCCUUAGGCAAACUUUGUGGAAACCGAAAGUUUCAGCAAUGCGACAACUCUCCUGUUGAGAUAUUCAAAACCCACUGGAAAGGCAUUGGACUCCGCGCCAAAGCCGACAUUUCCGGCGAUGAAUUCAUCAUGGAAUACGUGGGCGAAGUCUUGGAUAUGCGACAGUUCCGCAAAAGGGCCAAAAAGUACGCGAAAAAUGAUGUCCAGCACUUUUACUUCAUGGCCUUGUCGGGCGAGUACUGCAUUGAUGCUACUUGCAAAGGAAAUAUCUCAAGAUUCAUCAACCACAGCUGUGAUCCCAAUGCCGAAACUCAAAAGUGGACCGUUAACGGAGAAUUACGAGUGGGUUUCUUCACAAAAAGAAACAUUAGCGCCGGUGAUGAGAUCACUUUCGAUUAUAAAUAUGAGCGAUAUGGACAGGAGGCCCAAAAGUGCUUUUGUGGAUCAGCCAAUUGUCGGGGCUGGUUGGGAGGAGAACCUGACAAGGACGAUGAUGAGGACGACGAGGACGAAGAGGAUGAUGAGGACGAAGAGGAGGACUAUUGGUCUUCCUCUUCUUCUUCGUCAUCGUCAGAGGAAGAAGAAUCAACCCCUCCCGUGGUCCAACCUCCGUCCAUCACCAAGAAACCGGUCCCUACUCCACCAGCCAUUCCCUCGGUAGCCCCAUUGGUGGUUCCACCUGAAAUCCCGCUCGAGGGUGAUGACACGGAAUUUGUUCCUCUCUUGGACGAGCAAGAGAAGAUUCCGAUGAAGCUCAAGAAAAAGCGACGAAAGAAACGGAGGUCGCCAAGGAAAAUCAAGAACUACGAAGAGGAGGAGCACGAAGAGGAAGUCGAGCGGCUCAACCAAACUGGAAUCCGGACCAAGUCCCAUACGGUGGAUUUGUGUCGUUUGAUGGUGCGGACCACGGAUAUCCAUACUCGAUUGACCAUCGCACAUUUGAUUCAACAGGCCGACAAACCCUGUCGAAGGCUAUUCUUAGAUUACAAUGGAUUAAAGUUACUCCAAGGUUGGGCCUCGGAGCUCGGAUGGACACAUAAAGAACUCGAGCUAAAAGAGGCCAUCGAGGAUGUGUUGGACUCGUUAAGUGUACCUCAUAGGACCAUGCUAAUCGAAAGUAAAAUGUGGGACGUUGUGUCUCAUUGGGCCACUGCCAAGUCCAAGCAAGAUGUAAUGCCUUCGACCCCGCAACACUCGACUCCUCCCUCCACCCCUUUGACCACGCCUGUUCAAGGGAAAUCAAACGAUGGGAGCGAAAACGGAACCUCGACGAACACAUCUCGCGCCCCAUCACCCUCGGGAACACCGGCAGCAUCAAUAAACGAGACCACGCCUAGCCCCAAGACUACUACUCCCUCAGUCUCAUCAAGCCCGAACGCCCAAAACCAAUCGUCAAAAGUGGCCCGAUCUCUCAACAAGGAAUUGGCGAGAGCCACUCGCUCUAGUAGUUCCCUUUCGAGCAAGGAGGGCGUUUUCAACCUUGGCUCAUCCACUCCACCAACACCUGGCGAAGAGAGCGUGAAUUUGUCCUCCCCUGAGUCUAAAGUGGAGUCAAAAGCUUUGUUCGCAACUCCUUUUACCUCAUACGACGUAAACCAAGACCACAAGGAAGAGAAGCCUACCCCGGACCUCGAUUCGAAUGCAAUUAUUCAACCCAUAGUCAAUCAAUUAAUCGAUCUCACAUUCACGUUCAUGUCGCGGGGCCAAAGCACCCUGGAUCCAUAUCUUGAAAAAGAAAUCAAGUGUGACGAUGUUACACGGAUGUUGGUCGAUGGAGAAGAAGACAGUGAACCUCGGUCAAAGUCAGACCAAGAGGCGUUCGAAGCCUUGAUAGUGAAGCAAAAAGUAGAGGAAAUGGUCGAGACGAUUUGUCAGCAAAGUGGUCAGAAUUCAAUCCCUCAGGAUACCGUCGAAGCCAUGGAUGAGAGCUCCGCCAACGAUAUCGAUCCAGUCAAGAAGCCAGAAGCUGAAACGAGGCAAACUUUGGAACAAGAUUCCGUCGAAGUUCAGGACUUUGAGGCCUGUGCUCGACUCAUACAAACCAUCCAGACCAAGGCGAGAGCGCUCCUGGAUGAUUGGGAAUGUUUGAAAGAGAUGUUCAAGAUCCCCAAGAAAGAAUUAAACAAAUUGAGGGCUAAGCACGAGGAAGAAGCGGAUCAGGCUGCUGCCAAAUAUCAGGCCGCCCAAGUGAAAGCAAUCCCAACAUCGGCGGCUAAUUCAAGAUCCAGUACGGGUGCCGCCUUUUCUCGAGAUCCGAGAGGUAAACCCACGCCGGCUUUCUCGUCGUACGAACGGCCCCAUCGCAUUCAGGCCGUUCGACCCGAGUCCCCUACCCGUCGCGAACAAACCCGCAUCUCGCGAUUUGAUGACCAAUCCGGACUCCUUCACUUGCAUAGCUCCGAGUACAACCUGAGCCGAGCUCACCGUCGACAAUUGUUCCGAUUAAGAGCUGAAACGGAGACCAGGGAGAAAGAACGUCGGGUGUUGCUUCAAAAACAGCAUGAGAACAAAUGCUACUACCUCAGACUCAAUGCGGCCCUGACUCCGAUGUUUCCACAAUAUCCGGAAUACUUCCUCGACCAUACGGGACAAUGGGCAGCCAUGCCUCCGCCUUACCCGGAAGUGGAAGUGACGUGGGGUUACGCCACGAUGGCUCAUCUACCUCUGGAAGCAUUUAGCGAGAGAGAUCCCCCACUGCCCAAUCCUUCUUUCUAUUACCCUCCAGGUGUGGUAGAGGUCUCAUAUUUGUACGGCAUGCCGCCCGAUGAGGAACCAGCAGUAGUGGCACCGCCAAUACCGCCGGAAGAGCCGCCAGAGACGGUCAUUGACUUGAGAAAGAUUGACCUUCCCCCUGAGGAUCCUCCUCCGCCUCCACCACUCCCACCUGGACCCAAGAUGAUGUCCAUGAUGGAUGAGGAGGCAGAUGAAGAUGAAAGCAGUAGUAGUGAAAGUAGUACGAGUAGCAUUCACCGGCAGUGGCAUCACCAACAGCAGAAGCCAAUAUUGCCUUCGGAUUCCAUUCCUUUUCUCUCGUCCGAGAGUUCAGAUCAAAUCCCUUUCUUAAGCAAUGAUAGAAGCAUCCCGCUCACCACAGAGCUUGAAUUCGCCCAAGAGGAUUCCUGCUCUCUGGCUCAUCCCGAGCCGUCAAUGAAAACGGACUCUCAAAGAGCUUCUUCGACUGUAGUGCCUUCAUUUUCCACCAUCCCUACGCUGACCAACUCAAACGGAUAUUUGAGUGCUUCGAUUGUGAUCCGGUUGCCUCCCAAAUGGAAAGCAGCCAAAAGUGCCGAAGGUCGAACUUACUACUACAAUUGUCAAACCAAAGAGACCCGUUGGGAUCCUCCCAUUAUAGCUGCCGUUGAAGAUGGCGUGGAAGAGAUAGACUCGCUUUUGAUGGAGGUGGAAACCGCCAGCACGGACUCGGAUGAACCCAUGGAGGCGAAGGAGGAGGACGGUGACACUGAUGACGAAGAUGAUGACGAUGACGAUGAAGAGGAAGGAUCUUUGAAACAAGACAACCCGACCGAAUUGGAAAUCAUCGCCUCGGAUCUCAGUGCUCAAGAGAAGGAAUUGCUUCUCACCAAGAAGAAAAGCCGAGAAGAGCGUAGGCAUGAGCGGCGCCAAAAGAGGGAACGGGAUCGAGAGAAGCGCGAAUAUGAGCGAAAACGUCGCCGGGAGCGUCAUGGAAGGCAUCGCAAAGCCGGGUUGGUCCAGGAACACUUCAUCCCGAAGCGAACUGAGAAGGACAAAGUGGAUCUAAUGACUUUCACCGAGAUCAAGGCGCGACUAGCCAAUCGGGAUGCCAUUCGUGAGGCCCAAGAAGUCGAGGAACGAGCCGAGGCUGACCGUGAUCGUGAAUUGGAGCGAGCCAAACGCUUGGCCGAAGUGUCAGCCAAAUUGAAAGAGAAGACGACAACUGCGGCCGCCGAUACGAGUUCGGAAGUGGCUAAAAAGUUCAAGGAGCGUUUCACAAGCGAAGUGUCCAGAGUUAUUGUCAAAGUCCUAACCUCGUUCAGACAAGACGGCACCAAGAAAGGGGCCAUUAAGAACAAAGACGACUUCAAGCACCUGGCCAAGAAGUUGACGCACUAUAUUCUAACCAAGGAAUUGAAGCAUUGCUCAAGGAUCGAGGACUUAAAAUGUUCAGACUCCGUGAAAAAGAAGACCACGGAAUAUGUGAAAAAGUACAUGACCAAAUUUGGAGAAAACUACAAGCGCUCCCCGACCCAGCCCCCUCCGCCGUCGUAAUUGUAACCACGGCCUCCAUAGCCGCAUCAAGUUAACAUUUGUACAAUGGAUGAUGGAUUAAAGCGAGAACUGUUCACUCUCUUUCAAAACAAUAUUGACUCAUGCCUCAAUUGAUUAGCACCAUUUCCAUUUUCCACUUCUUGUUUUGAGCCUAUUGCGUUAAUAUAAUAGACACCUAAAUACUGACGCUA
This is a messenger RNA of Tigriopus californicus, 5303 nucleotides long. It is a transcript of the gene Set2, whose product is annotated as histone-lysine N-methyltransferase SETD2-like. The transcript has 7 exons. Gene Ontology annotation, cellular component: nucleus; chromosome. NCBI's taxonomy places the organism in Eukaryota, Metazoa, Arthropoda, Copepoda, Harpacticoida, Harpacticidae. The record is from RefSeq and is a predicted model, not a curated record. Gene Ontology annotation, biological process: regulation of DNA-templated transcription. Gene Ontology annotation, molecular function: histone H3K36 methyltransferase activity; protein binding. Bases 385 to 5112 code for a protein of 1575 amino acids.